UUUGGAUGACAUCUAUUUUAAAAUAUGAACUCUUUAUGCUUUCUCCUUGUGCAAUGAUUCUAAACUUUUGAGCGUCUACUAGCAUAGCAUAAUAGCAUAGCAAAGCAAAGCAGAGAGUAGGGCAAAAUGGAUGGUCUGGCCAUAAAAGCUUUCAUAAGUGUGGCGCUUGCGCUAGUCAUAGCAGGAUGGUCUGUUCGUCGGAAGUCUCUAAAUCUGUCGGGUGGUUUUGCUGGAUUUGUAGUAAUGGCAGCAACUAUAAUGGCCUCCUACAGGUUUGGAGCUCUUCUCCUCGCAUUUUUCUUCACAUCGUCAAAGCUCACAAAGUAUGGUGCUGAAAGGAAGCGCAAAAGUGAUGCUGAGUACAAAGAAGGAGGCCAACGGGAUUGGUUGCAAGUGCUAAUGAACAGUUUGAUUGCCACAGCAUUAGCAUUAGGAGUUGCAUAUUUAACAGGCUGGAAUGAUAUCUGUUUGGACUCAGAAAAAGCAUCUUUGGUGACUGGUCUUAUUGGAGGUAUUCUUGGGCACUAUGCAUGCUGUAAUGGUGACACCUGGUCUUCAGAAAUUGGUGUUCUUAGUAGCAGUCAACCUCGGCUCAUUACUACCUUUAAGCAUGUUCCACAUGGAACAAAUGGAGCAGUGACUGUUGCAGGUCUUCUUGCUGCUGCAGCUGGAGGUGCUGUGAUAGGGUUGACCUUUGUAUUGACAGGUUUAUUCACAGCAAGAUGUGAAGGCCAGUUAGCAUCAAAGCAAUUAUUAGCAUUUCCGAUUGCAACUUUUGCAGGACUUUUUGGCAGUGUAGUUGAUUCUAUAUUAGGUGCUACAGUGCAGUAUAGCGGGUUUUGUGCUGUGCGAAAGAAGGUGGUAGGGAAACCAGGACCAACAGUUAAGAGGAUUACUGGGCAAAACAUUCUUAGUAAUAACGGGGUAAAUUUUGUUGCGGUACUAAUAACAACUUUGACAACAUCUGCUGUUUGUUUGUACGUGUUUUGAUCUUUGUCGAUACUCCCAUUUAUUCUACAUUUGGCUAUGGUGCAAUGUUUAGUUGCAUCUACUAAAUGAAAUGUCUUGUUGGCUCAAGUCUCCCCUCGGUAACAAUUAUGUAUAAGCACAUUCAAAACUUGGGCACUGCCAACUAGAAUCAGGAAAUAAGACAUCCUGCUUUAUAUAAAUAUGAAUACAUGAGUUACCAUGUUUUUGAAUGCAUA
Molecule: messenger RNA, 1205 nt
Organism: Cryptomeria japonica (Japanese cedar)
Lineage: Eukaryota; Viridiplantae; Streptophyta; Pinopsida; Cupressales; Cupressaceae
Product: protein PGR
Exons: 5
Coding region: 127-990 (287 amino acids)
Cellular component (GO): membrane
Source: RefSeq, a predicted model, not a curated record